AUGCUUGCGAGGCUAGCGGAAGAAGUGGCGGCCUUGUCGUUGACACACCUGUCUACAAAAAUGGACACGGACUUGGCAAAGCUCAAGAAGUACUUUGAGGAGAAGCAGGACCACCACAACAGACAGGGCAAUUUAGAUAUCAAAUAUCUCAGUGACCGCUACAACCGCGGAGUUGCCAAAGUUCAGAGCUACAUGGACACGCACCAGCAGUACAUCGAGGUUGCUGACAUGCAGGAUGGAUUGCCCAUCUUCAUUCAGCAGGCUCAGAAGA
Messenger RNA from Durusdinium trenchii, 271 nucleotides. NCBI's taxonomy places the organism in Eukaryota, Dinophyceae, Suessiales, Symbiodiniaceae. The record is from the annotation of a GenBank genome assembly.